AUGGACAAAAUCGAAGGUUCUUUUGUAUGCGUCACAAGGACUUUUCCAUCGGGCGUUACGUACUGCGUUGAGAGGGCCGAGGAGGGACGGGAUUCGAUACUGUGCACGGCAGCUCUUCUUGGACACACGAACUGCGUCAGGAUUCUCGUUGAAUACAGAGAAGCAGACGUCGAAGAACUGGGCUCAGGCGCCAAUCCAAAUGGCGAAACCAGUUUCAACGGCACUCCACUGCAAGCAGCGUGUGCACUUGGGUACUUCGAAAUUGUCAGGCUUCUUGAGGAACACGGGGCCUACAUCGAGGCUGCUGAUAACCGCGCUGUCACUUGUCUGAUGCUUGCUUCCUUCGGCGGCCAUUUGGAAAUCGUGAAGUACCUUUUGGAAGUGCACCCCGCUGAUGUCAAUGGCAAAAAACAUAGAAGGUACGUCAAUGGCGAACUCAUUCAUCCAAAAACCCAGGAUAAUUCGUCUUGUCCUUCAGAUGGGGAGUUCAGUGAAGUCAACACCUUGGAGGAAUUAGAAAGUAUAGAAUCAGACCUCAAGAAGUUCAAUUGCAGGCACUUCUCGUGA
This is a messenger RNA of Macrobrachium nipponense, 567 nucleotides long. RefSeq names its product protein fem-1 homolog B-like. The coding region runs from base 1 to 567 and encodes 188 amino acids. The transcript has 5 exons. Lineage: Eukaryota; Metazoa; Arthropoda; Malacostraca; Decapoda; Palaemonidae. Gene Ontology annotation, biological process: protein localization to ciliary inversin compartment. The record is from RefSeq and is a predicted model, not a curated record. Gene Ontology annotation, cellular component: ciliary inversin compartment. Gene Ontology annotation, molecular function: protein binding.